AAUUUGGAUUUGUGUAUUCCAGAAUGUUGAACUAGAAGUCACUUUACUAGUAAUAAGUUAGGUUGACUAUUUGAAAUCAUGAAAGUUUCACAUCUAUGUGGUAUGAUGUGGAAAAGACUUGCCAAAGGAAGUACAUGUCUUCAAUCAUAUUGUUGCAGUAUUGCCGGUUCGCAUUCACGGCAAAACCAUGUUGCACUUUUAGGAGACACAUUUCACCCAAAGACUAAUUGUACUAGAAAUACACACACAAGUUGUCCUAGGUGGUUACAGCUAAAAAAUGAACAAACAUUUGAAGAAUGGCAAAAAGAUUACUUUAUUAAUUUCUAUGAAAAUAAAAAAGCUAUUGCUCAAAAGGGCAUUAAUCAUCACCCUGUGAAUGUUCUAACUUUACGUGAAUUUUUUGUUGUACUCGUAAAAGACAAAUCAGAUUUUGCUAUACCAAGUGAUUGGCAAGAUGACGAAGAAAUAUUUGCUCAUCCUGACGUUCUUGCGACAAAUCACGUACGACGAGGAAUUAAACCAUUGAUUAUAUAUAACAGGUACAAUACGGUGGAGGAAUGGGAAAGAAACUUAGGACAAUUUAUUGAUGAGUUCGUUUCACGAAGCUUAGUGCUUGCCUCAACAAUGGGGUUUGUUACUUUAUCUCAGCUUGAAGAAACAAAGAUUGAUCAGAGUAUAAAUCACGAAGAAUUUCUUACAACCCCGCUUGCUGAAUCCUUCAUCGACUAUAUUUUAAAUGAAGAGAGGAAUAUUCCACAUUGUCAGAGAGCGUUGGUGAUAUACAUGAAACAUUGUAAUAACGUUCCGAAUGGCGGGGAGCUUGGAGAAAAAAUAUAUGGGAGAGCCAGAGAGAAAAUACCAUUGUUUGGUAUUGAUUUUAUGACGUUUUGUUCAUCCACACAUAUCCUCGGUGAAACAAAAUAUCGGGAAGAUGUAUUGAAGUUUAAUAAGUUAUUGUCUGCCAUUAAAUGCAAACGGAAUCUUUUUAUUGAAAAAGAAGUUGAAAUUGCAUUAUAUGACAACAACGUGGAGCAAGCUGUUCGACUUUUAGGAAUAAUAUUUAAAAAUCCUAAAGAAUAUCUUGCCAAACGUAGUGGAGUUUUAGAUACAGUCAUCAACUCUCUUUUCAGCAAGUUAAGGUAUGAGCAAGAUCCUGAAAAUUGGGAACGAAAUAAAGAAAUAAUAGAAACAUUUCUCAUUUUACUUCGAAACUGCGGUCUAUUUCCUGGCAGUAAGACUGCUGCACUACAUAUUGGAGAAUGGUUUACCAGCAUUCCAGAUGAAAAAUGGGAUUAUAAGUUGAUACAUAAUGAUCGAAUACGAAAUCGUCAAUGCCCCUUCACAAAGGUUUAUUUGGAUGAAAAGGUGUUAAGGGAUGAAGAAUAUGAACAUUUAAGAAAAGUUGUGAUGAUGAGUAUUCUUAAAAAAGAAUCUAAUCAAGGCGAACUCAGGUCAUUUUUUUCCACAAUUUAUGAUAACGGCCCAUUUGAUAUUGUUGUUGAUGGGUUGAAUCUCGUUUACGGCCUUCGUUCAAGAAUGAGAAACGUACCAAGUGGAAGCGAAGUGGAACGAUUGACUGUAGCUUGGCUUCGGAAUUUUGUUCAACAAAGAGAACAUGAUUCUGGAAAAAAAUUGAAUGUUUUGGUCGUAUCUCGAGAUCAUAUGGCUAAACAUGCAAAUAUGUAUCAAGACUUUGCUACAACAUGGCUUGCUAGUAAUGAUUCAAAUGAUGAUCCAUUUUUCUUGUAUGCCGCUCUGAUAAGUGGGAGGAAUUGUAAAUUACUCACUCUCGACCUUUUGAAAGAUGUUCAUUAUAAAAUCACUCAGAAUUUCGACUACAUGACUGUGAAGCUAAUUUACAAAUGGCAACAAAUACAUCAAGAUCUUGUGAUCCUUCGAAAAAGUACUGGAAUGCGAAGACAAGAAUAUGACGUUUCAAUACAGAGAACACCAGACACAUUGCAUAUUCCCUUUUUUGGAUCAGAAUCAACUAGCCCUGCUCCAACCGAUUGGUUGUGCUUGAAAAAGUUAUCAUGAAUGCAAAUCAACGCUUUACUACCGGUAUGUUGAUUCCUAGAUGAAAAAAAUGCGGAGACGGCAUCCAUUCAUUAUUGGACAUUUAAUACAUCAAACAUCUUUUGAA
Messenger RNA from Styela clava, 2143 nucleotides. RefSeq lists its product as uncharacterized. The record is from RefSeq and is a predicted model, not a curated record. Gene Ontology annotation, biological process: mitochondrial tRNA 5'-end processing; tRNA 5'-leader removal. Gene Ontology annotation, cellular component: mitochondrial ribonuclease P complex. NCBI's taxonomy places the organism in Eukaryota, Metazoa, Chordata, Ascidiacea, Stolidobranchia, Styelidae. Gene Ontology annotation, molecular function: ribonuclease P activity.